This is a messenger RNA of Plectropomus leopardus (leopard coralgrouper), 1536 nucleotides long. RefSeq names its product sphingomyelin phosphodiesterase acid like 3A (gene smpdl3a). Lineage: Eukaryota; Metazoa; Chordata; Actinopteri; Perciformes; Serranidae. Gene Ontology annotation, biological process: sphingomyelin catabolic process. The record is from RefSeq and is a predicted model, not a curated record. Gene Ontology annotation, molecular function: sphingomyelin phosphodiesterase activity.
GUUUACGUCUGUAGAGAAUGACCUGCCGUGGUCGGCUGGUUUAGUUUACAUGUAGCUUAUAAAAAACACCGUACCGUCGUUUUUAACGCGAUAAACAUGGUGCAACUUUUGUGUUUUGUGCUGCUGCUGUGCGGCGUGGCUCCUCUUACUGCGGCACCCACAGGAAGCAGCUACCUGCCGGGCACAGGCAGGUUCUGGCACAUCACUGACCUCCACCUGGACCCCACCUACAAUCUGGCCCCAGACCCCACUAAGGUGUGCUACUCCUCUAAAGGAGCCCCCGCCACCCACGCUGGCCUAUACGGGGACUUUCUGUGUGACUCUCCCUACCGCCUCAUCCAGUCAGCGUUCACACACAUGGCAACGCUCACACAGCCACAGGACUUCAUCAUAUGGACCGGUGACAGUCCGCCUCACGUGCAUGUAGACGAGCUCUCCACAGACACGGUGAUCCAGGUGAUCAGCAAUAUGACCCAGACCAUCAGGCAACACUUCCCCAACCUGACAGUCUAUCCUGCCCUGGGAAACCAUGAUUACUGGCCACAGGACCAGAUGCCGACCUCCACUAAUGCCAUCUACAAAGCUGCAGCCCAGCUGUGGAAACCCUGGCUGCAGACUGACGCUCUGCUCACACUCUCACAAGGCGGUUUCUACUCCCAGCUGGUGAAGCCUGGUUUACGGGUGCUCAGUCUCAACACUAUCCUCUACUACGGUCCUAAUAAAGUCACAAGAAACAUGACGGACCCUGCUGGACAGUUCGAGUGGCUGGAGAACACUCUGGAGAAAGCUGCUCAGAGCAUGGAGCAGGUGUACAUCAUCGCUCAUGUACCAGUGGGGUACCUGCCGUUUGUCAGAAACACCACCGCUGUUCAAGAAAUCCACAACGAGAGGCUGGUCUCAAUCUUUAGGAAGUACAGUGAUGUCAUUGCGGGGCAUUUCUACGGCCACACCCACCGUGACAGCUUCAUGGUGCUGUUGGACCAACAAGGUAAACCAGUGAAUUCUCUCUUUGUCUCACCGGCUGUUACACCGAUCAAAGCAGUUUUGGAGCCCUUCUCCAACAACCCGGCUUUCCGCAUGUACUUGUACAACGCCAAGGACUACACUCUAUUGGAUAUCUGGCAGUACUAUUUGAAUCUGACGGAAGCCAACGAGAAACAAAGAUCUGACUGGAGGCUUGAAUAUAUCAUGACUGAGGCUUUUGGACUGACUGACCUGCGGCCACAAAGCCUGCUCCAGCUGGGCCUGAGCUUCAGGCUGCCGCAGACCAAAGCCUUUGACAUGUAUUUCAGUCACUACAUGGUCGGCUACAACAGCAGCAUCAUCUGUGACGGAGACUGUAAGGUCAACCAGGUGUGUGCUGUGCUCUACCUGGACCAAAUGUCCCACUCCAAAUGUCUCACAAAGGGAUAGUGGUAGCAUCAAUAUGGAUCAAAAAAAUGAGGGAUUUAUCUCAGGGGUCACAUUUCGUUGAUGAUUUUUAAAUACAUUUUUUAUUCUGCUGGAAAUAUUAAAAGGGAAAUUCCUUAGACUGAU